ACCGCCCACCCCCGCCCUCCGAGAGCCAGCAAGGCGCGUGACGGCCGGAGGAAACCCGAGGCGAGCCACGCGUGCUGCUGACGUGCCCUGUCAGUCUGCGAGGGGAAGUUCACCUGGCUGCAUCUGAUGGAGACCAGACAACAAGGUUUUCUCGACUCGGAGCCGCUGAGGGAGGCUGACGAAGAUUAUGUCUCAGAAGUCAACCUAAACAACUCCAUCAUGACGGAGGAGGAGCGAGAGGAGAUCCAUCAAGAGCUCGCCAAACUGGAAGAGGAGAUCAGCACGCUGAAGCAGGUUUUGGCGUCUAAAGAGAAGCAGCAAGCGGACCUCAGACAGAAACUGGGCAUCUCUCCUCUGAGCGAGCUCAGAAACAACUUCAGCAGAGGCUGGCACGACAUGCAGACGUCCACGGCCUUUAAGAAGACAUCAGAGACGCUCUCCACAGCCGGACAGAAAACCUCGGCAGCCUUCACCACUCUGGGCAGCGCCAUCACCAGGAAGUUCGGGGACAUGAGAAACUCUCCAAGCUUCAAGUCCUUCGAGGAGAAAGUUGAGAGUACAGUGACUACUAUAAAGACAAAGGUCGGCACUUCAGAGAGCAGAGGCAGCUUCGAGGACGUCCUCUCCUCGGCAGCGAACGCCAGCUCUCAGGACACGCCCACCAACAACUUGACGGACGGCCCCGACAGGCCGUGUUAGAGCCGCGUCCCGCCCCCGCGAGGCAGAACUUCAACCCAGGAACUCUCGUCACUGCUGUAUCUCAGCACGCAUCUGCUCGACGCUCUGACUGAAAUGUUGCUUUAAUUCGAUCGCCUGAUACAAAUAAUCCCGUGUCUGUGAUUAAGUCUCCUCUUCCAACACUGUAAACACUCGAUCACACUAACCAUUUCUUGUCGGGACCAGAUUUACCCUAAUUAUUCUCAUGCAGUAGUCGUCUGCCUUUAUUUUUAAAAGGAGACUGUUGUUGGAUCCGACGGGGUUGAAGGAGAGAAGAAGCGACGCCUUUAUGAGAAAAUAAUGAAAUAAUGAGAGGAGGAUGAGCAGAUUCUAAGAAACCAAAGCAGAGUGUUUCUCCCGUCUCAUGAUUUGGUUCGUCAUCAAGACGGGAAAAACACGAUAAAUCACAGCAACAAAAAAAAAAGAGAUUAAGGGUUCUUUAUUUUCAUCCACGACCAAAACCGCAUGUUUGUGUUUGAUUAAAAAAACAUUACAACGUUUCAUUUCUAACUACCUUAGUGCGUUUUACUAAAAAAAAUUAUGUCUGCUACUGACAGUUGGUUCGAGCCUGUUUGAAUGCUGGAUCAUAACACACACACACACACGUUUUACUCUGUAUUCACAUGAAAUUCUGCAUAUGUCCCACGUGAAGCGAUAUUAGUCAUUCGUAAAUGUAACUAUGUAUUUUUGUUUUUAACACGGCUGCCUCGAGAAUCUGAUGAUUAAUCACAUGGGACAUUUAAGUCAAUAACACUUUACAGUAACUGCUAUUAAUAAACAGAAAGCAGAGAAUGAAAUUAUUAACAAACCAUUUAUCAACGUCCGCUGCACCUUUACAGUAAACAACUGAUUAAUAACUGUUUUGUAAAGCAUUUCACUGCAUGUUAACCAUGAAAUAACAACGAAAGCUUAAUUCAUAUAUACCUUAAUACAUUUACUGUUUAUUAAUGGUGGUUUUUACUGAGUGGUAACAUUAAAUACGAUGCUGGAGAUUAAAAAAAUCAGCGGUUGGAAAAGGUAAAUAAUAAUAACAUCUAGAAGCAGAAUCAGUGGAUUUGUGUGAGCAUUGUCUUGUUAAUAAUGCUUGUGGCUCGUUUUUGUAGGACCAUUACUGAAUUUCAUUUCAUUUUAAACAUCCACAAUUCCACACUGUCACACGUACGGAGGAAUGAGCGAGCGAUAGAUUACAUACAAGGCCUUAUAACUGUAACAUACCCCCAGAUUUAUACAGGAGUGCUGCUGACUGUGACAUGUUUCCUUUGAUAGAGUCGAUAUGUUGUUUCCAUGUUAGUCUAAGAUCAGUCACGACCUCGGUAUUCAACAUUAAUGUUGCAGAUUUUUGAUUUGAUGUCCCCGCUCCAUGUCUUUUCUGAUACAAGCUGUAUAAUACGGAUAUAACAUCAUCAUACUGUAGAUGUUAUACGAUCCUUUACUGUAAUGUGUUCCCUGAAUUCCAAGAAUUGUUGUUACUCACAUGUUUUUAAACUUCCUCUCGCAGAACUAACUUGUUUAACACUGAAA
Acanthopagrus latus (yellowfin seabream) is the source of this 2238-nucleotide messenger RNA. It is a transcript of the gene tpd52l1, whose product is annotated as tpd52 like 1. The coding region runs from base 127 to 699 and encodes 190 amino acids. Lineage: Eukaryota; Metazoa; Chordata; Actinopteri; Spariformes; Sparidae. The transcript is spliced from 6 exons. Gene Ontology annotation, biological process: positive regulation of apoptotic signaling pathway; positive regulation of MAP kinase activity. The record is from RefSeq and is a predicted model, not a curated record. Gene Ontology annotation, cellular component: cytoplasm.